Messenger RNA from Oncorhynchus mykiss (rainbow trout), 3440 nucleotides. NCBI's taxonomy places the organism in Eukaryota, Metazoa, Chordata, Actinopteri, Salmoniformes, Salmonidae. The record is from RefSeq and is a predicted model, not a curated record.
CUAUUGCCCAUAAAAAUCAGUAGCUGUGGAGCUGAAUGACAUGGGGGGAAUGGGGCGUAAAAUUAAAGAAUCUUGCGAACAGGAGAAGCAAACUCCCGCAGACCGUGAUCUGAAGCCCAGAGCAGCGGAGCCAAAACAUGCGACAAAGGGCUUUUAAAAUACUGCAGAAACAACCACCACUGCUGCAUUCGUUUUUAUUGUAGGUGAUUAGCCUAUAGGUUUGAUCUGAACAUAGUAGCGCUAAAAUAAUUUAAUUCUCAAUUCAUAUCCUAGUAGUGCUAACACCGACCUGGAUUUCUCCGACCAGAGAGAGAUGACCAAACAGCCGGCCAAUGCUCCUACCGGUUUUAAACCGUUGCACCAGCCGGAGGGAGCGGUGGGAGUUUCAGCAAACAAACCGUACAAUGCCCUUAACCAAACGUCCGCCGCUCACCCGGCCCCUCAGCCAGCACCAUCCAACGAGAGCAAAACUUUCUGUCCCACGGAAAAUAAACCGGGAGAAGUCAGUAAAGUCUAUGGAACAUUUAAAAAUGCCGCUCCGGCGGUGCCUGGAUCAGUGGCUGCGAACUCGGCCUUACGUAAGAAUUCCACCAGCUCAGUUGGUGGUUCUGCUGCCCGGGUUGUCCCUGUCCAGUGCGGGGACCCGCUUAGAGCUACCGGAGAUCAAAACAAUGCGUCGGGCAACUGGACCACCAUGAGUCAGACCACCAUCAUUCUGGGCGCAGAUGGCAACACGUCUGUUCAGCCCGGCGCCGUGACGGGGGAGGACGAGAGUGGAGAUGAGAAUAAGGCCAGGGGAAACUGGACUAAUAAAUUGGAUUUCAUCCUGUCCAUGGUUGGUUAUGCCGUGGGACUGGGAAACGUGUGGAGGUUUCCAUACCUUGCCUUCCAAAAUGGUGGAGGUGCUUUUUUGAUCCCCUACCUGAUAAUGUUGUGCCUCGCCGGGAUCCCUAUCUUUUUAUUGGAGGUUUCCCUGGGUCAGUUUGCCAGCCAGGGCCCCGUGUCCGUGUGGAAAGCCAUCCCGGCUCUGCAAGGUUGCGGGAUUGCCAUGUUGAUAAUAUCUGUCUUGAUAGCCAUAUACUAUAACAUUAUUAUGUGCUGGACACUGUACUACCUGUUCGCUUCGUUGAAGGGCUCACUGCCAUGGGCUAACUGUAAGAACGAGUGGAACACGUUGGACUGUAAGGACAAAGACAUGCUUCUCUUAGACACGUGCAUCCUCCAUGAUAAAAACAUCACCUCUGUAAAGAACAGCUCGUUCUGCCUGUCGGCUCAAGCCAUUGGAAACCUGACCAAACUGGUUAACAUGACCUAUCCGGAUAACAAAACUUACGUCAGCCCCAGCGAGGAGUACUUCAAGUAUAAUGUCUUGCACAUCUCCAAAGGGAUAGAGUACCCUGGAGACAUCCGCUGGCCCCUCGCAGGCUGCUUGUUGCUGGCCUGGUUGAUAGUCUACCUCUCCCUGGCCAAAGGAAUCAAGUCAUCAGGGAAAGUGGUGUAUUUCACAGCUACGUUCCCCUAUGUGGUUCUGGUCAUUCUGUUGUUCAGAGGAGUGACCCUCCCAGGGGCUGGUGACGGCAUCCUCUACUUCAUCACACCCAAGUGGGAGAAACUCAAUGAUGCUAAGGUGUGGAAGGAUGCUGCCACACAGAUCUUCUUCUCUCUGUCAGCAGCCUGGGGAGGCCUCAUCACACUGUCUUCUUACAACAAGUUCCACAACAACUGCUACAGGGACACCAUCAUCGUGUGCAUAGUUAACAGUGCCACCAGUAUAUUCGCUGGGUUCGUCAUCUUCUCCGUCAUUGGAUUCAUGGCCCAUGAACUGAAGGUGCCCAUUGAGAAGGUGGCAGAUGAAGGUCCAGGCAUAGCAUUUGUGGUGUACCCGGAGGCUCUGACCAGACUUCCACUCUCUCCGUUCUGGGCCAUCAUAUUCUUCCUCAUGCUGCUGACCCUCGGCUUGGAUACCAUGUUUGCCACCAUUGAGACCAUAGUGACGUCGGUGUCAGAUGAGUUCCCCCAGUAUCUGAGAAAGAACAAGCCUCUGUUCACGCUCAUCUGCUGUGCCUGUUUCUUCUUCCUGGGAUUCCCUAUGGUCACAGAGAACGGGAUGUACAUGCUCCAGUUGGUGGACACGUAUGCUGCCUCUUACUCUCUGGUUAUCAUUGCCAUCUGUGAGCUAAUCGGAAUCUCCUACUUCUAUGGCCUGCAGAGGUUCUGCGAGGACAUUGAAAUGAUGAUUGGCUUCCAACCAAACCGCUUCUGGAGAAUCUGCUGGGCCUUUGUGACUCCAACCAUUCUGACUGGUAUCCUGGGGCUGAGUCUGUACCAGUGGAAGGUGAUGACCUAUGAGGACUACACCUACCCUCCCUGGUCCAUGGUGAUGGGGUGGCUGAUGGUGGUGUGUUCUGUCAUCUGGAUCCCAAUCAUGUUUGUCAUCAAAAUGUACUUGGCCCCAGGCAGCUUCAUGGAGCGUCUGAAGCUGGUGUGCUCCCCUCAGCCCGACUGGGGUCCCUUCCUGGCAAAGCACAGAGGGGAGCGCUACAAGAACAUGAUGGAUCCCCAUGGAUCCAACUCCCUGGGCCUCAAACUGCCCCCGAAAGAUUUCCAGCUGGGCACCUACCAGUAGCAGCCUCCACUACUACCACCACCACCACUUUAGCAGGGGCACUUGGGAGAGAGAGAGCAGCAGGCUACCACUGCCCUCUCCUCCACCUAUUCCUUCUCUUUUUCCUGUUCUCCACUUCACUUCAUCUCUCCUUUCCUUCCUCUUUCCAUUCAAUGUGGGUGCGAGAAAAGCAAGCCAACACAUCCUCCACUUUAUUUCCCGGUUCUACUCUCCUGCUCCCUUCUUCUUUCUCCUCCACUCUAUAGCAAAGUGGGGCUGCCCUCCUCUCCAACGUUGCUUUCUCUGGCAGGCACCCAUACCAUACCCUGCCCUUUCUCUCCCUAACCCCUGACCUGAGAAUGGUCUGUCCUCUGCCUCCUACCCAUGCACAGCCAUUACUCCAGAACCCUUUCUUUCUGAGGGGAUCUCUAUUCCAAAAGAAAAAUGUGUACUGUGUCACAAUGUUGCAAUGGCAAUAUUCGACUGCACAUGACAAAAAAAUAUAAUCAAAUUGUAUGUGUCACAUGCUUCAUAGACAACAGGUGUAGACUAACAGUGAAAUGCUUACGGGUCCUUUUCCAACAAUGCAGAAUUAAAGAUAAAAAAAAUGUAAUAAAAAUAGUGACAAGGAAUAAAUACACAGGGAUUAACGUAUAACAGUAACGAGUUAAAGUAAAAUGGCUAUGGAGUACCCGUACCAAGUCGAUGAGUACGAGGUAAUUGAGGUAGCUUUGUAUAUAUAGGUAGGGGUAAAGUGACUGUGGCAUCAGUAUGCAUGUGUGCGUGUGUUAUGUGUGUGUGUGCAUAUGUAGUGUGUGUGUGUCUGUGUGUGUUG